Molecule: messenger RNA, 1920 nt
Organism: Exophiala oligosperma
Lineage: Eukaryota; Fungi; Ascomycota; Eurotiomycetes; Chaetothyriales; Herpotrichiellaceae
Exons: 1
Coding region: 72-1895 (607 amino acids)
Biological process (GO): maturation of SSU-rRNA from tricistronic rRNA transcript (SSU-rRNA, 5.8S rRNA, LSU-rRNA)
Cellular component (GO): nucleolus; small-subunit processome
Source: RefSeq, a predicted model, not a curated record
UCCGCGAAGUAUUUGGAUGGUAAUGCGCAGGCUCAGUACUUGACUUCUUACUCAGUACUCUGAAACCAGCAAUGGCCAAGAAGAGAAAGGCUGGACGAGCAAGCCAGCAGGCUGUUCCUGACAGGACAGAGCGAUACGAUGUCGACGAAAGAUUCGAUGAUUCCGAGGACGAGUUUUUCGCCGGACGAGACAAGGUAUUACUCGACGAAGCGCCAGCCGCAAAGAGAGUACGAAGACUAGAAGAGCAGGAGGAACAAUUACAGUCCUCGGAUGAAGAAGUCUACCAAGACGCUCACGCCGAUGUUGAGGACGAUCUGGAAGACGAUGAUGAUGGUGAUGUAGACUUCGACGCUGAUGCUGGUGAUCAACGGGAUGGAUACGAGGAUGAAGAGUUGGAAGAGAACUGGGGUACGACCAAGGCCGACUAUUACAAUGCCGAUGUGAUCGAGACCGAGGCCGACGCCCUCGAAGAAGAAGCCGAAGCGCGCAGACUGCAGCAGAAACAACUCAAGUCCAUGACCGAGGCCGACUUUGGCUUCGACGAAAGCGCAUGGAUGGAUACUGAGACCCAGAAGACACAAGGCAAGCGUUCUGCGGUCGAAAAGCUGCCGGAACUUCAAAUACCUCCAAAUGCGACGGCCAAGGAACGCACGCAGAUCCUGAAAUAUAGGUACCCCGAGUUCGAACCCUUGGCACAAGACUUCAUCUCGUUACAAGACGAAUACCGUGAGCUGAAGAAGAAGAUCGAGAUAUCUGGUGUACCAAGUGGACAGACUGUUGAGCGCAAUAUAUCUCUGACGAGGUUCUGGGCGCUUUCGUCAUAUCUGGGUGCCGUUGCAAUGUACUUGGCUGUUCUCACAUCCUCGAAAAGCGGCACGGCACUAGCUCCUGGUGAACUGCGAGAACAUCCCAUCAUGAGUAAUCUUGUGCGCUGUCGGGAUCUGUGGCAGGAAGCGCAAGACUUGAAGUCUGUUGAAGUUCCCGCGGCCGAGGAGGAAGUUGUGUCAGUCCAGCCACCUGAGGUUAGGCUGCCUGAGCAAUCUAAGUAUAAAAUUGAAGCGAAGAAGCCCGAAAAGAGCAAGAAGUCGAAGAAAACGACAACAUCAGCAACAAUGACAGGAGAUGUCCUCCCCGAACCAGCUCCAUCACCCAAGAAGACUAAGAAACCCAAGAAAUCUAAGCGGGAUGACCUGAAGGAACUCCUUGCCUCGUCGCUGCAGACGCCCGAGGAUGACGAGUCCGAUUUUGGGGACGAAGUGCCCUUGACUGCGGAGGAGGCCGCAGAGAAGGCAAAGAGAAAGAAGUCUCUGCGAUUCUACACGUCGCAAAUCGCACAAAAGGCCAACAAGAGAGGCGCGGCUUCACGUAACGCCGGCGGCGAUGACGAUGUACCGCACAAGGAGCGUCUUCGUGAUAGACAAGACCGUUUGAUGCGUGAGGCAGAGAUGAGAGGAAGAGAGGCUGCUCAUGGCGAUGAAGAAGUGUUCGACUCGGGAGAUGACGAUACCGGAAUGGGCCGAGAAUUGAACGACGAUGCCAACGAAUAUUACGACAUGUUGAUUUCGAGCAAGAAAGCAAAGAAGGCCGACAAGCAAGCUAGAGCAGAAGCGUACGCCGAGGCCGCUAGACAGGGAGCCCAAGUGUAUGAGGAAGAACAGGUCGGGGCGGAUGGCAAGCGGAAGAUCACGUACGCCAUCGAAAAGAACAAGGGCCUUGCGCCUAAACGAAAGAAGGACGUGCGCAAUCCUCGUGUCAAGAAGAGGAAGAAGUUUGACGAGAAGAUGAAGAAACUCGGCUCCAUCCGACAGGUAUACAAGGGUGGCGAGGGCCGAGGAGGGUAUGGUGGUGAAGCCACAGGUAUCAAGACCAAUGUGAUCAAGAGUAUCAAAUUGUGAAUAAUGGAAUUUGAUUCAACGUCCU